Gongylonema pulchrum is the source of this 603-nucleotide messenger RNA. The record is from the annotation of a GenBank genome assembly. Lineage: Eukaryota; Metazoa; Nematoda; Chromadorea; Rhabditida; Gongylonematidae.
AUGUGUCGGCGGUUAUCGCUGGACCAGCUGGACAAGGUUGCUUUGCCACUCCCGGAUGGCGCCACUUCCUCACAGAUCCUCGAUGAAGCUAUGCUUGGACAGAUGGUGGAAAUUCUGCCAGCACGUGCUGCGGGUUAUCCUUGGAUCAACAUUUACAGUUCCGAAAAGCAUGGCUUCUCACUGCAUACCUUUUAUAGGAAAAUGAUCGACUGGGAUGAGGAAAUGUCGCCCAUAUUGUUGGUCAUUCGCGACUGCAACGACAACGUCUUUGGAGCGAUCGCGAGUACAACCCUUCGGCCGUCCGAUCAUUUUUUCGGAACAGGCGAUUCUUGUUUGUUGUACAGAUUCGUGAACGAUUCCGAAACUAACGAGAAGGAGCUGCGCACAUAUCCGUGGAGUGGUCAAAAUCAGUUAUUUGUAAAAGCAAGCAGAGAUUCAUUGUCAGUGGGUGCAGGUGGUGGACACUAUGGCCUCUGGCUGGAUGCUGAUUUGAACCGUGGUCGGUCAGAAAGAUGUGAAACAUUUCAAAACGAACCGCUGUGUGGCGAUAAUGAGGAUUUUACUGUACAAUUCGUGGAAGCAUUCGGUUUUCGGAUGACGUGA